AUGCGUUUCAAGGGAGAGGCGGCCAAUGCACCCAACAGGCGACCCCUCUCUUCCGUCACCCGACACCGACCUCUCGACACGAUCCGCUUGGGCCACUUGCACUCCUUCCUCCACUCCACCUUCCCGCCUCCCUACUUGCGCCUUCCACUCGCUCAACUUGGGUCGCAACCGGACGCCGUCACCCACGCUACCCAGGUGACCAGCGCGGCACGCGCCCUGGCAACCACACGCACCAUGUUUGACGACUUUGUCCAGAGCUCCGCGUCUCCACGCACCCCACCAAUGCACAAGGCGCCCAAUCAGUAUGCCGACAGUCCAGUUACCAAUGGUCACCUCGCAAACGGCCACGGAGCACGUCGCGGCUUGGCAAUGAACGACGGCUUCGAGGCGAACGAGUUUGAGCCGCGCGGCGGUCGCUCCUCCAACGAGCUCAGCGAUGGAGCUGGAGGCGGCUUCGAUACCGCCACCUCCGCGCUCCUUGACCCCAUCGCCUCCCUCGAGACAGGCUUCAUCUCGUCCGACGCCGGUCCAUCCUCGCACUCGGAUCCCAUCUUUCAGCUCGGCCGCGUCCAGUACGCUUUCAGCGCACCGCUCGCCCUCAUGACGGUCUCCUCCAACAUCCUUACAAUGUGCCUCUACACCUACCCCAGCCCGUCUCAAGCUGCGAGCCCGUUUCCCGUCGCACCGCCUAAGCUCGUGCGCAUCAAUCUCGACGACCCCGAACAUACCCAGGAAGCAGACGUUCCCAUCCCACCCGCCCCUCGCUCCGCACGCAACGCACCGCCCUCGGAUCCUAGCACCAUCGGCCCACACAAGAUGUUUGCCGACCCCUCCGGCCUCCACUUACUCCUCGCCAUGCGCAACGGCGACAACUACUACUGGGCCUCUGGAUGGAGAAAGGCUCGGCUGCUGCCCAAGCUCAAGGGCCACAUCAUCGAGAGCGUAGCUUGGAACAAGGACAGCACAAGUUCAGCAUCCGACUCUAGCUCUUCCGCCGCCCGUAGACGUGCUGCAGGUGGAGCAUCGUCGCUCUCGUCGACGCGCGAGAUCCUCAUCGGCACACGGUCCGGCGACAUCUACGAGGCUCUCAUCACAGCACCUCUCGGCACCGAUCCAGACGAUGGCGACUUUUUCGACAAGAUCGCCCGUCGGACAGCAGGCAACGGCGCAGAGCGCGGCGACGUCGAUCGUGUCGUGCGCCACAUGAUCGCCUUGCCCGAACGUCAGCCAGUCACAGGCCUGCAUGCCGAGUCCUUUCCACGGUCAGCUGGCACAACAAAUGCCAAUGCGCCAGCCGCCUCGACAUCCAGCGAGCUGCGCAGAGCCGUCGUUAUCGCUACCACUAGCACUCGCAUCUACGAAUUCGUAGGCGUUCUCUCAAAAUCCCGCUCCGACGAGUCCGAGGCCCAUUCGCUCUACGACAAGCUCUUCCUCCCCUACCUCGGCGACGCAUCGCCCAACCUCAAGUCCGAGCUGCCAGGCGAUCUUCCUUACUCGGAACUGCAUACCUGGACCUCGGCUUCCUCCAGGCACGCUUCCGCCCUAGCUUGGCUCACAGGGCCUGGUGUGUACCAUGGUCUGCUUUCGUACCCCUCGGAUGCAACCGCGGGCGACAGUGUUGUCGAAUCAGCCAACUUGCUGCCAUAUCCUGCCGUUGCCAUUGAGGACGACCUCGGCAGCAGCCCGAAUAAGCGACGCAGCCGCUUGAGCACGGCGUCUGCCGCCGACACGAGCGCAUUUGGCCAAGCUGCCGCACCCAUCACCGAGAUCCCGCUCAGCAUUGCCCUCACCGAAUUCCACUUUAUCCUGCUCUACCACGACCGCGUCAUGGCCAUCAGCUCGCUCGACGACCAGGUCAUCUUCGAGGAGGCGCUUCCGCUCAAGUCCAACGAGCGCGUCAUCGGCACCGCCGUCGAUGUCGCCAAGCGCACCUACUGGAUCUACACCGACGCCAGCAUCUUUGAGCUCGUCAUGCGCGACGAGGCGCGUCACGUCUGGCGCGUCUAUCUCGACCGCGGCUCGUUCGACGCCGCGCUCAAGUAUGCCAAGCCGGGCAUCCAGCGUGGCACGGUGCUGUCCUUCCAGGGCGACCGCUUCUUUGCCGAGGCCAAGUACAUCCAGGCAGCCCAGUGCUAUGCGCAGACAUUUAUGCGCGCCUUCGAGGAAAUCGUGCUGCGCUUCACCGAUGCCGAUCAGCGCGACGCCCUGCGCUACUACCUCGUGAUGCGCCUCGAGCGCCUCGACAAGACGCACGAUGUCGCUCAGCGCGUCAUGCUCGCUACCUGGCUCGUCGAGAUCUACCUCAGCAAGAUCAACCAGCUCGAAGACGUCGCUGCCGCCGAAGCCGCCAGUCAGGACGUCGACAACUACCGCCUCGAGAUCUCCAUGAUCACCGAGGAGCUUUACCAGUUCCUCACCACCUACCGCUCGCUCCUGGAUGCAAGCACGACGUUCGAUCUCAUCAAGAAGCACGGCCGCUCCGACGUCUACCUGCAGUUCGCCUCGGUCAUUGGCGAUCACGAGCGCAUCGUGCGACACCACGUCCAGGAGCGCCAGUGGACCAAGGCCAUCGAUGCCAUCAACAGGCAAGACUCGCUCGAGCUGUACUAUCGCUUUGCGUCGGUGCUCAUGCAGAACGCACCCGCCCAGACCGUCGACUGCUGGUCGCGUCAGCCCAGGCUGGAUGCGCGCAAGCUCAUCCCGGCGCUGCUGCAGCACAAGCCCGAUCUGGAGCUCGGCGAGACCGACCAGGCGGUCAAGUACCUCUCCGGACUGGUCACCGGCAAGAACGGCAGCAAGGACACGGCGAUCCACAAUCUGCUGCUCACGCUGCUCGCGCGUCGCGCAUCGCGCUAUCCCAGCAGGCAGGACACCAAGCAGGAGCUGCUGCGCUUCAUCGACGAGGCGCGCGCGAACCCGCUCACGGGCCAUCCGUACUUCGACCUCGACUAUGCGCUGCGCACAUGUCUGUCGCAGGGGCAGAUGGAGGCGUGCGUGCGCAUCUACGCCAAGAUGGGUCUGUUUGAGUCGGCCGUUGAGCUGGCCAUUCGGCAAGGCGAGAUCGAGCUCGCGUGCAGCUGUGCCGACAUGGCCGAGUCGAUGGAGCGCGAGCUGCGCAAGAAGCUCUGGCUCAAGGUGGCCAAGGAGGUGGUGCGCAAGGAGUCGGACAUCAAGUCGGCCAUGGCAUUCCUGCGACGCACCGAUCUGAUCGCGAUUGAAGACGUGCUGCCGUUCUUCCCGGACUUUGCGGUGAUCGACGACUGCAAGGACGACAUCUGCGAGGCGCUCGAGGGAUACGCGGCGCACAUCGAGGAGCUCAAGGACGAGAUGGACGAGGCGUCGCGCUCGGCGGCGGCGAUCCAGCAGGAUAUCGCCAAGCUCAGCGAGCGAUUUGUCACGAUCGAGCCGGACCACAAGUGCGACCACUGCACCCAGACGCUCGUCCAGCGCCAGUUCUACAUCUUCCCAUGCCGACAUGGAUUCCACGCCGACUGCCUGAUCGGCCAGGUGACCAAGACCAUGUCGACGCGCAGCCUGCGCAAGCUGCUCGAGCUGCAGCAGCAGAUCUCGGCGCUGACGAGCGGACUGGUACCGGCGCUGCCGAGCUCGGCGCUCGCCAACAUGGGCUUCCUCAAGGACCCCUCCAAGGCCGUGGUGAGCGCGGCGCAGGGGGCGAGCAAGGCUGGGCUGAGCGGUCUGCAAGCGGGUGCGCGCGGCCUGGGCAAUGUGACGGCAGCGGUGGGUCUGGACAAGCUGCGUGAACUCGUGGUGCCGGACGCGGUGAUCAGUGCCAUCUCGGCUGGCGUCAGCGUGAGCGUCGCAGGCGGACGCAGGGUGCUUGCGCCCUUAGAUCCGUUUUCCAACCCGACGACGGACUGGGUCGCUGGCUCGCGUACAGCCGCACAGCGCAGGGCGGCCGCUCUGGUCGCAUCCAACGACUCGAGCGAGGCCAACGGCAGCAGUGCAGAUGGAAAUGUAGCCAAGACCGCCAUGGGCACGUUCCGAAGCGUCGAGGAUCAGGAGAGGAUUCAGCAGCUGCGCGACCAGCUUGAUGCACUCAUUGCAGGCAGCUGCCCCAUGUGCGAUGGCACCGCCAACGCUAUAGGCCGACCGUUUGUCUCGGACAAGGAGGCCGCCGAGGAGUGGGCGCUGUAG
Messenger RNA from Moesziomyces antarcticus, 4155 nucleotides. RefSeq names its product digA protein. The transcript has a single exon. Gene Ontology annotation, biological process: vesicle-mediated transport; endosome organization; intracellular protein transport. Gene Ontology annotation, cellular component: endosome; HOPS complex. The record is from RefSeq and is a predicted model, not a curated record. The coding region runs from base 1 to 4155 and encodes 1384 amino acids. Lineage: Eukaryota; Fungi; Basidiomycota; Ustilaginomycetes; Ustilaginales; Ustilaginaceae. Gene Ontology annotation, molecular function: protein-macromolecule adaptor activity.